CACUAGGUCGGACAUCACUUGAAUUCAGCUAGCUAUACAGGAUAAUAUCUAGGAUCAUCGCUCGAGAUCAGAUCAGAGCAGGAUCAUUAAUCUUCAAAGAGCUGCUCCUAACACGUACACGUCACUGAUCAAGUGAGAGAGCAACACAUGAUAAAGACGGUGCCUCAGGGUGUUCCAGAGAAUCACUGGCUAGAACAAACCAAUACCUCAGACGAUAACUAGCUAUUGUCAGUUGAUGGGUGUAGCAAUGAGUCAUGAAAGUGCCUGCCCCAUAUGUUGCCACUCUUGUGUGCGAUGCUGUUGUCCUCACCUCCAUUCUGAUAAUUACCCACUGGCUAAAUACCAAUCUCCUAUGAAAGCAAGCACCACGCUCGAAUCACAGCAGUUUGAGCCUGUCCAAUUUGGGAAAUCGUUUGUGUUUCAUCAACCAAAAGCAGAGUAUAGUGUUCACCCUCAUGCAAGUGAUACUGAAGAUCAGUUAUCGGUGAUCUCAGAUCAACCGAAAGCAACACUCACAACCAAAGAACCAGCAUUCUUAGGAACUCGACCAAUGCCUAUCAUCUCUGGUACUCUAGCGACACUUGAGUUCUCUCUCUACUAUGAUAUUCAGAAAAACACACUCACUGUCCACCUUCUGCAAGCAUACAAUCUACCAGUCAAAUCUAGCAGCACAUGUGUGGUACUCUACCUACUUCCCAACAAACUAGAAGUAUUCGAGUCUCAGGUUGUGCACGAAAAUUCCAACCCUGCUUAUCAGCAAAUGUUCCAAUUUUCUAAUCUGUCUGGGUCAGAGCUACUACGGAGGCAGACAUUGAUGUUUAGAAUCUUUCAAUACUCCAAGUUUUCAUCUAGAGACUUGGUUGGCACAGUGACUAUGGAUCUAGCAGAUGCUGACUUGUUGGGAAUUUGCACAAAGAUGGAGAUAGAGAGAGUACCCAUUCCCACUAGAAAUGGCGUGUGUGGUGACAUACUGUGCUCUCUCACGUAUAAGCCUGAACAAAGCACCAUCCAAGGUAUUGUCUUACGAGUGGCCAAUCUGGGUGGAUCAGAACUGACAGGCACACGAGAUCCGUACAUAAAGGUACGUUUGCACCACAAACUUAUAAGACAAUACCAGUGGAAGUCCUCGAUAAAAAAACAGACAGUAAGUCCAAUCUACAACGAACAGUUUCAGUUUGAUGUCCUCCAGAUGAGUUUAGACAAAGUAACAUUAGAAUUAUUAGUAAUGGAUUACGAUAGAUUUGGACGAGAUUCUGUAAUUGGAUCUGUACAAAUUGGAGCCGAUGUCUCUGAAGACUCGUGUAAAACCCACUGGGAGGAGCUUGUCAGCACUCCUAGUCAUGCUGUUAGCCGUUGGCACAGUGUGACAUCUGUAAAACUAACUAGAACCUACACAUUGUAGCUGUUACGUCUUUUAUGCAUUGGCUGUACAUGUACGUUAAUUUCUUUGCGAUAUUUUUGAGCCAAUACUGUAUUGAUUUUAUUGCUUUUUACUAAGAUACGGUCCCAAAUGGACAAUGAAAUCAGUUUCUGUG
This is a messenger RNA of Halichondria panicea, 1535 nucleotides long. RefSeq names its product synaptotagmin-7-like. Gene Ontology annotation, biological process: regulation of dopamine secretion; calcium-ion regulated exocytosis; cellular response to calcium ion. NCBI's taxonomy places the organism in Eukaryota, Metazoa, Porifera, Demospongiae, Suberitida, Halichondriidae. The coding region runs from base 236 to 1402 and encodes 388 amino acids. Gene Ontology annotation, cellular component: exocytic vesicle; plasma membrane. The record is from RefSeq and is a predicted model, not a curated record. The transcript is spliced from 8 exons. Gene Ontology annotation, molecular function: clathrin binding; phosphatidylserine binding; calcium ion binding.